Messenger RNA from Siniperca chuatsi (mandarin fish), 1108 nucleotides. RefSeq names its product transmembrane protein 229B-like. The record is from RefSeq and is a predicted model, not a curated record. The coding region runs from base 132 to 653 and encodes 173 amino acids. The transcript has 2 exons. Lineage: Eukaryota; Metazoa; Chordata; Actinopteri; Centrarchiformes; Sinipercidae.
AUAUCACUGUCUCACUCUGAUAACACCGAGCCGCUUAAUGUUUAGCCACAAACACACACACACACACACACACACACACACAGGGAAGCAGAGGGAUUACAAAGGCACAGAGACCUGUAUGCUGCCCAGGGAUGGAGACGAUAAAACUAAAUGCGAGGAGAACGCAAGGUACCGGUGUUGAAGAUGAAGCACCAGCAAAGCCACAUGGGAGCGUCUCAAGUUGUCCUCUCUCUGCUGUAGUUCGCCUCUAUGUGUACGCACUGCAUGGCUGUUUCUGUGAGGUGGCCUUCACUGCUGUGUGGGACUGGUGCAGCACCCACGACAGGAGGCUGGCGGGUCACAGCAGCCUUUGGGCGCUGCCUAUGUACGCUACCGCAAUCUACUUCAUGGAGAGCCUGAGAUCCCGGCUGCUGGAUCAGCAUCACCCACUGCCAGUGCGUCUUACGGCCUACACGGUGUUCAUCUACCUAUGGGAGUUCAGCUGGGGGGCAGGGCUGAGGCUGCUGGGGGCCUGUCCCUGGGACUACUCAGGUUAUAGGUACAACCUGGGAGGACUGGUUACACUGGAGUAUGCAUUGCCCUGGGCUGUGGCAGCAUUUAUAGCAGAGAAGCAUGUGAUCAGGAACACUUUGAGGAUAAGACUGCACAGCUGAACUGAUAUCAGUCUGAAAUAAUGUGCUCCCAAAAGCAACUAGAAAGAAUUUAUGGGCAUUGUUUUAGGAACACCACCACGCUUUUGUGAGUUUCGUGACGUCCCUGGGCUGUCUUUAAAUCUGACAACCUUUUUCAGUUCAAUCUGUGAGCCUUUUUUUCUCACAGACUGAUUGUAUGUAUAUGUAUAUGUACGUGUAUGUAUGUGUAUACAACUGGUUUAGUAAUGUAACUGACUGUAUGACAGCUUUAAAGGAAUAGUUUGGCAUUUUGGGAAAUAAGCUCAUUUGCUUUCUUGCUAAGAGUUAGAAGAUCGACACCACUUUCAUAUCAUAAUAUCUGUCCAUUAAAUAUGAAGUUACAGGCAGAUGACGGUGCUUCGUUUAGCACAAAGACUAGAAAAAGUGGAAUAGAGAAAGAGCUAGCUUGGCCAAAAAAAACAAAAGUGUAAAAACAA